This is a messenger RNA of Ornithodoros turicata, 1268 nucleotides long. RefSeq lists its product as uncharacterized. The record is from RefSeq and is a predicted model, not a curated record. The transcript has 8 exons. Lineage: Eukaryota; Metazoa; Arthropoda; Arachnida; Ixodida; Argasidae. Bases 111 to 1124 code for a protein of 337 amino acids.
ACAUGUGAUGGCUCAACAUACGGAAGUUUGGAAGUUAACGAAAGAAGUCAUUCCGUCGUGUCUGUUUGCUUUUCGUUUUUCGUUUUGUUGUUUCUUGUGCCCCGAAACGUAUGGCAGAGCACGGGAAGUUUUCCGUCGUGCAUUUUAAGACAGGGAACACUUUAGAAGUUGUGCCCUCGUGCUGGGUCACGGCAGACAACAAGUCGUGUUGGUGGCCGCCAUAUUCAAAAUCCCGGGUACUUCGUUCAAUCAAGGCUUGCGAGCCAGUGGUGCAGACAACGUGGGAAGUUUUCUCAAACAUCCGGCGGCUCUUCCAUGGAACCUAUGAGCAGGCUACCAGAGAAUGCGAAAACCUCAGAUAUAUAACAGACUUGUCACAGUCGAGUGACUGUGGUGAUUCGCCAGCUGCACCAAUAAGGGCUGCGUCUGAUUCCGAGGAUGAGUGGAGAGAUGAAGAACCAAACAGCAACAGUCUCGGGGCCAGUCCUGGCGAAGCUCAAAGGCAUGCCAGCUCGCGACGUGGGUCACUAGCCUCAGCCCACUUCAUGUCUGGCAGCGUGCAGUCGGACAUAGCAGAUAAACUGCUGAGGGUAAAUGCUCGUUUUCACAAGAAGGUGCUUGGGCACCUCGAGCGUCAGAUGGAAGAGAUCAGGAACAACAGAGAGGAAAUCCGCCAUUUGAAAAUCAUGCUGCAGCAGAAAGAACAUAGCAGUGCUGUAGUGAUCGGUAACAUUGAGGGCAUGCCGCAGCUGCCAUUGCAAACCAUGGAUGAAUUUGACAACAUGGAGUCAUUCAUCACAGAAGACAACAACUUCAGUGCUGUGGUGCAGUCUCUGCGAAGUGUUGGCGGCCACACCCCGAAAGACCUUACAAGGAGAAUCAUUAGACAGCUGUUCUCCAAGGAGGUUGCUUCAGUCCUUGUGUACACAGCCCGACAGCCAAAUAAGCGGGAAUUUCAAGUAACGAAGAUAUGCCAGGCAGUGUUUAUGGCUGUGAGGACCACGUACACCAAUGCAACAAACCUGGAAAUCAGGGAAGAGAUAGCGAAACAGUUCAGGCAGGCCCCUGGCGACCUACGUAAGCGUAAAAGGCCUGAACCUCCAGUAGGCCUGAACCUCCAGUAGGCCUGAACCUCCAGUAGGCCUGAACCUCCCGUAGGCCUGAACCUCCCGUAGGCCUUUCUGAAACACCACUAGGCCUGAAACUCCCGUAGGCCUUUCUGAAACACCACUGGGCCUGAAACUCCCGUAGGCCUUUCUGAAACACCA